Mercurialis annua (annual mercury) is the source of this 1371-nucleotide messenger RNA. Its product is annotated as probable long-chain-alcohol O-fatty-acyltransferase 5. Lineage: Eukaryota; Viridiplantae; Streptophyta; Magnoliopsida; Malpighiales; Euphorbiaceae. Bases 157 to 1248 code for a protein of 363 amino acids. The record is from RefSeq and is a predicted model, not a curated record. The transcript has a single exon. Gene Ontology annotation, biological process: lipid metabolic process.
AACAAAGCAAUUUCAACUUCCAAUUAUCCAAUCCAUCCACACACAAUUUCCUUAUGAACUUGAUUUAGGCCAUAAUUAAGGAUGUAAAAACUGCCAAGUACAAAUAAAUAGCCAAUGAUCACUUGUAGUGUAGAAAGAAAAUAAAGACAGAAAAAAAUGGAGGGAGAUGCUAAAAGCUUGAUCAAGAUAUGGAGUUUAGCUAUAAUUAGUUUAUGUUAUUGUUACUAUAUAGUCUCAAAAAUUCCUAAGGGUGUUUUUAGGCUUUUUUCUCUACUCCCUGUAUUUUACCUUUUCGUCAUUAUCCCCUUGGAAUUUGUUUCCCUUCAUCUUAUAGCCCUUUCAACUUUCUUUUUUACUUGGCUUGGCACCUUCAAGCUCCUUCUUUUCUCUUUUGAUCAAGGCCCUUUGUCACCUCUCCCAUCACAAUUUUCCACAUUCAUUUGCUUAGCUUGCUUUCCCAUAAAACCCGGCCAGAAUUCGAACAUCGCACGAGGCUCCCAGCUUUACGAAAACACAAAAUCUAAUCAAAAAUCCAAUAAACGUGCAUGCCGACAUAAAAGUUUAACGGUCGCUUGUGUGCCAAAACCACUAAAUGUAGCAAUUAAAGCAACACUUUUACUUAUUUGUUUUAUAAGCUACAAUUUUAAACAUUUGAUGCAUCAUCAUGUAAUUUUAUUUAUAUAUUGUGUGCACCUCUACCUUGAGUUAGAAAUUGUAUUAGCCGUAUCGGUAAUUCCGGUUCGAGCCCUUACUCGAUUCGAGCUCGAGCCACAAUUCGAUGAGCCUUAUCUUUCAACUUCACUUCAAGAAUUUUGGGGUCAUAGAUGGAAUCUUAUGGCUACAAAUAUUUUGCGACCAUUUGUAUAUCACCCGAUAAGAAACUUAUUUAAGGGUUUAAUUGGACUGACAUUGGCCUCUUUGAUAGCUGUUCUAGCUGCAUUUGGUGUGUCUGGUUUAAUGCAUGAGGUUCUAUUUUUUUAUCUAACACGUGUCAAUCCGACAGGGGAAGCGAUGUGUUUCUUUAUCCUACAUGGCGCUUGCGUGGCAGUUGAGGUGGCAAUAAAGAAAAUGGUGAAGGACAAGUGGAGAUUACAUCCGAAUAUUUCAGCAGGACUAACCUUUGGUUUUGUAAUUGUUACAGCAAUAUGGCUGUUUUAUCCACCAAUAGGAAGGAGUAAUGUUGCUGAAAAUUCUAUAAAAGAAUUCUCAAUUUGGUUAGAUAUACUCAUAGAUAAAUUAAGCAAUUAAUGUAAUAAAAUAUUUAUCAUUAUAGGACCAACCUUUAGUUUUGUAAUAGUUACAACAAUAUGGUUGUUUUAUCCGCUAUUUGGAGUGAAAAUGCUAUAAAAGAAUUCUUAAUUUGGAUAGCUA